This is a messenger RNA of Penicillium taxi, 1908 nucleotides long. RefSeq lists its product as uncharacterized. Gene Ontology annotation, biological process: chromatin organization. NCBI's taxonomy places the organism in Eukaryota, Fungi, Ascomycota, Eurotiomycetes, Eurotiales, Aspergillaceae. The coding region runs from base 1 to 1908 and encodes 635 amino acids. The transcript has 4 exons. The record is from RefSeq and is a predicted model, not a curated record.
AUGCAUCCAUCCAAAAUAUUCGCCAUCCCGAGCAAAAGGCAUCGUUCUCACCAACUUUCCUUGAGAAAUGCCACAACUAUUUUGAAAAUAGCCCAGAACUACGUAUCAUUGGCUACUCCAACCUUGAAUAAGCUUACGCUGCUAAGCUCCACCCAGCUCGCCAAUCAAGAACCGGCAGUUGGUCCACGCCCAGUCUGCUCACAGUGUAGAAGAGCGGGGAAAUCCUGCGGUGGAUAUCAUGAUAUUUCAUCUUUGGUGUUCCGCAGUGAGAAUGAAAAGACGGCUCGACGGUCUGCAGAAGCAAAAUCUAGGUCGGGAGAGCGAAGGAAGAAGCCGGAUUCCAGUCCAGAUUCAUCAUCUUCAACCUCCGAAAGCAUCUCACUUGCAGUACGGAACAAGAGAUAUAUUGUUCCCACUCCCACAAUCCCUAAGCCGGUCUCAUCGUCCGUGGAGGAUCAGGGAUUUAACUUUUUCUUCUAUCGUUUUGUGAUCUCGGCUUCAGGAAUACAAAAAGCAUCAUACAAUUUGAAUACUUUUCCUUUUUUGGCUCACAUCCCCAAAGAACCUCCCCUGCAAGAUGCUAUUGUAUCAGUUGGGUUAGGUGCCCUGUCAAAUAUCACUCGAGACCGAUCUCUGCAGAUUAUUGCAAGAGAGAAAUAUGGAGCGGUCAUUAAAAGUAUCCGCCAGGCUGUGGGUAAUACUCAGCAAACCAAUCCUACAAAAAUAAUCAGGAUGAUGGUGUUGCUGAGUCUAUAUGAGAUGGUCUCCUGUGGCCCAAAACAAAUUGAUUCUUGGACAGUACACCUUGAUGGUGCAGCAGCUCUAUUGAAGCAGACUUCAUUUAGCAAAGCAUUGACAUCCGAUGCACGCUCGCAGCUGCAAUAUCUCUAUAUAGGCAUUAUCAGAUACUUCUUGACGCCGGAUCAUAUACCACCUCAACUGCUGAACUAUAGUCUAGAGGCUAGUUCCUCUUCCUAUCCCGAUACACUACCAGCCUUUCAAUUGGUCGAUCUGCUCAUUCGGUUUAUGAAGCUCCACUUGUCUAUCCGCCACAAUCCAAAUGUCGAUGUUGGGGCUAUAAUACGCUCAGCAUCUGCUCUAGAUACAGAAAUGGAAAUGUGGGCGAGAACUGUUCCAGGGGAGUGGACCUUUUCCAUGUACGAAUCCAACGAUAUGGAAAAUACGUUCUACGGAAAGUACCUUGUCUAUCAUGAUGUGUGGGCAGCAAGGGAUCUCAACCACUAUCACUCGGGGCGAGUGAUGAUCAAAGAGUUGAUAUUGAGUCAACUAGCUCGGAAACAUUCUAUCACCCCAGAUGACUUGAAUCAGCGACAGCAAGCAUUGGAUACAAUAGCUCGCAUGGCAACAGGCAUCUGUGCCGGUGCUGCCAGCCAAAUGAAGGCUUUUAGCUCUGGGGUGGCAACACAAGAGUCGGGACAUGCACCACCAUUGAAUGGUGUGUUCUUGUUGCUAUUCCCACUGUCUGUUGCUGGUAGUGCAGCUGCCCCAGAGGAAGUACAUGAAUGGGUUGUUCAGUCACUCCAGAAGAUUGGAAAUAGAAUGGGAAUCCAACGAGCUCUAGAGUUGAUCCCGAGAUUGAAGAAGGCUCGAGAAAUUAAGCGGACAUGCGAUGCCAACGAUGCGAUCCAUAUCACUGUCGUGCAGCCCGGCGAAACCAAACCCCAGACUCUUUCAAGCUUUCACCCUCAGUUUACAUAUUCCAUCUUUGGUGACGAGGAACAAAUUUUUGGAUACAAGGGUCUGAUCAUUCGCUUGCGCUUCGCUGCCCAUGACCUCCGUCCUCAUUUACACAUCUCCUACGACCAGAAAUUCAACGCUGUCGAUGACACAGUUGCGGACGAUGUUUUGGAAACUUUGAGGGAGUUUGUGCAAGAAGGUUGGUUUUAA